AAUAACACUGUUUGUGUGUGUGUGUGUGUGUGUGUGCAGGUGCUGUUUGCGUGUGCGGAGGCCCUCUAUGCUCACGGCUACAGUAAUGAGGCGUGCAGACUGGCCGUGGAGCUGGCCAGAGACCUGUUAGCCAACCCUCCGGACCUGAAGGUGGAGCAGCCACAGACUAAGGGUAAGAAGAGCAAGGUGUCGACCAGCCGCCAGACGCAGGUAGCCACCAACACGCUGUCCAAGGCCGCCUUCCUCCUCACCGUCCUCAGUGAGCGGCUGGAGCUCCACAACCUGGCCUUCUGCACCGGCAUGUUCUCUCUGGAGCUGCAGAGACCCCCGGCCUCCACCAAAGCUCUGGAGGUGAAGCUGGCCUACCAGGAGUCGGAGGUGGUGUCUCUGUUGAAGAAGAUUCCUCUGGGCCUGGUGGAGAUGUCGGCCAUAAGAGAGAGGGGCGAGCAGCUACGAGACGGAAACUUCUGUGACUACAGGCCGGUGCUGCCGCUCAUGCUGGCCAGCUUCAUCUUCGAUGUGCUGUGUACCCCAGUUGUGUCCCCAACUGGUUCCCGUCCACCAAGCCGUAACCGUAACAACGAGAUGCCUGGAGAUGAGGAGCUUGGCUUCGAGGCUGCCGUCGCUGCACUUGGUAUGAAGACCACAGUGAGUGAGGCGGAGCAUCCUCUGCUGUGUGAAGGAACUCGGCGGGUAAAAGGUGACCUGGCUUUGGCUCUAAUGAUCACCUACAAGGACGACCAGAGCAAGCUCAAGAAG
This is a messenger RNA of Notothenia coriiceps (black rockcod), 759 nucleotides long. Its product is annotated as zinc finger SWIM domain-containing protein 8-like. The annotation marks the transcript as partial. The transcript has 5 exons. Gene Ontology annotation, cellular component: Cul2-RING ubiquitin ligase complex. NCBI's taxonomy places the organism in Eukaryota, Metazoa, Chordata, Actinopteri, Perciformes, Nototheniidae. The record is from RefSeq and is a predicted model, not a curated record.